Molecule: messenger RNA, 1409 nt
Organism: Anguilla anguilla (European eel)
Lineage: Eukaryota; Metazoa; Chordata; Actinopteri; Anguilliformes; Anguillidae
Gene: nkx2.7
Product: NK2 transcription factor related 7
Exons: 2
Coding region: 229-1134 (301 amino acids)
Biological process (GO): regulation of transcription by RNA polymerase II; cell differentiation
Cellular component (GO): nucleus
Molecular function (GO): DNA-binding transcription factor activity, RNA polymerase II-specific; RNA polymerase II cis-regulatory region sequence-specific DNA binding
Source: RefSeq, a predicted model, not a curated record
UUGAUAUCAUUAAAAGCCAUUAGACAAGUUAACCUCCUCUGUGGACGUCUCAGGAUUUCUCCUGCAGCUUUCACCCGUCAGAUGAACAAUUCCUUCAGCCGAUUACUUGGCAAGCGAAUGAACUUUUUGAUGAUUCAUUAAUACGUCACUGUCAUUAUAUUUGACAACACUUUACUGUACUUUGGAUUUUAUUUUUAUUUCGCUGAAUUUCUCCACUGGUUAUCCGUAAUGCUUCCUAGUCCUGUAACGUCCACACCCUUCUCGGUUAAGGACAUUCUGAAGUUGGAGCAGCAGCAGUCUCAUCAUGUUUUCCACCAACACGCAAUUUUCUUCCAAGAUCAAGAUGCAGGACCCAUACAGCCACCACAGUGUCUGCAUUCGGCGCUCGGAAGCUUCGACAUGCUGUACAGCCCGGAGAAGCAGUGUUGCGCAGAAGGAGGGCAGAUAAAAUGCCACAUAAACACUGAGGACUUUGACAUUCUGAGAGGUUCCUGUGGGUCUCCUACAGAGGAAGAGACGGAUCCAAGCGAAGACGCAGGCACCUGUGGUCAUGAGGAUACGCUAGGCUGUAGCGUCCAAAAGGAGGAUGUCUGCUCUGAGAGAACUACACAGAGGCAGCGCAGGAAACCGCGGGUCCUUUUUUCACAGGCCCAAGUGUUCGAGCUGGAGCGGCGCUUCAAACAGCAGCGGUAUCUCUCCGCGCCCGAGCGCGACCACCUCGCCAGCCUUCUGAAACUCACCUCCACCCAGGUGAAAAUAUGGUUUCAGAACCGGCGGUAUAAGUGCAAGCGACAGAGACAGGACAAGUCGCUGGAACUGGCCGGACACCCGCCUCCACCGCGAAGGGUAGCGGUGCCUGUUUUGGUGCGUGAUGGGAAACCCUGCCUGGCGGGACCCCAGGCUUAUCCGGGUCCAUACAAUGUCACGGUUGGCAGUUACCCUUACAACACCUACUACAGCGGCUAUGGUAAUAACCCAUACAAUUGUAACUACACAAGCGUGCCCCCCGUGCCCAAUGGCACGCAAACCACCAGCCACAUAGUAAACAUGAACCUCGCCGUGGGCAGCGCAGAGGGACCCUUGAGCCAACAGGGACAUUUUCAGGCCACACUACAGGGAAUUAGAGCAUGGUGAGAGCCAAAACAACCGGGUACUGUCAGGAAAAGGAAUGGCAUUAAAAGAUUACACCUGAGACCCCAAGAACAAGAAACGCCAUACGUAUUAACUGUGUUGAACGUGUUUUUGUUUGUUCCGAGCAGAAUCACUGACUGUAAAUUGAACAAAACUAUAUGUCACAAAAAUGCACAUGCAUACUUUAUAUUGUUUGUAAAAUAUGUCCACUAUUUUCAUAUAAUUUGUGCUUUUAUACUUUUGUAUGUAGAAAGUGCUACAAUAAAUAUCUAAACUGA